AAACAGGGCCCGCCUAGCGUUGGGGGGUGGUAAAGUCAACAGCGCGGGCAAAAAGGUAGCACGUCCCCGGUGGCCCAGGCGCGUCACCGGGCGGACGCGGAGGACCAGAAGUCCACCCAAGGCCCGCGGCCCCUGCACAAGUUCGCAGGGGCGGGAGAAAGCGCCGGGGUCCCCCGGGGCGGCGAGGAAGAGCGCUGAGACCCAGGAGGCCUGUAGUGCGCCUGGUGGCCGUGAGCGCCGGCGGUCCUCCACGCGGGCCUCCGUGUCCCCGCCGGGCGCCCAAGCCUGGGCCAUGCGCCGAGGGGGCGUGCGCACCUUCGCACUGGAGCUGGCGCGGGGCCCGGGCGGCGCGUACCGCGGCGGGGAGCGGCUGUGCGGCCGGGUGCUGCUGGAGGCGACGGCGCCGCUGAGGGUGCGAGCGCUCGAGGUGGCCGCGCGUGGCGGGGCUGCUACGCAUUGGCUCGAGGGCCGAAGCGUGGGCGUCAAUGCGGUGUCCAGCGACUUCGCGGCCGCGGAGACGUACCUGCGGCGGCGGCAGCAGCUGAUUCGAGGGGCGGGGUUUGAGUCUCGCUCCGCCCCGCCCUGCCGUAUAAAGGCGGCGCCGACGCAGGUGGCGAAGUCUCUGGCCGGGUUAGCAAGUGCGCCUGCGUGCGCCGAGUGGAUUCGCGUCUUGAGGCUGCCGGGACUGUACCUCGCGCCGCCGCGUAGGGGGUUCGAGGCCAGGGUCCGCGUGUCGCGGGUUCGCAUCCCCAGCAAGAUGCUGUUCCACAAGGUGAAGGCAUUCGUGGUGCAGCUGGACCGCGAGGGCGCCGAUUCCGUGUUCAGCGGCGGCCAGGCCGUAGCCGGCCGGGUGCUGCUAGAACUGACGGGCCCGGCGCGCGUGGGCGCCCUCAGACUGCGCGCGCGGGGCCGCGCCCACGUGCACUGGACUGAGUCGCGCAGCACCGGCUCGAGCACCGCAUACACGCAGAGCUACAGCGAGCGUGUGGAGGUCCUGAGCCACAGUGCCACGCUUCUCGCGCCAGAUACGGGAGAGACCACAACACUGCCUGCUGGGCGCCACGAGUUCCCAUUCAGUUUCCAGCUACCUCCGACCUUAGUGACCUCAUUCGAGGGCAAACAUGGCAGUGUCCGAUACAGCAUCAAGGCCACCCUGCACCGUCCCUGGGUCCCUGCCCGCCGGGCAAGGAAAGUGUUUACUGUUAUUGAGCCUGUGGACAUCAAUACACCUGCCCUGCUGGCUCCUCAAGCGGGAGCUCGGGAGAAGGUUGCUCGAUCCUGGUACAGUAACCAUGGCCUUGUCUCCCUCUCGGCCAAGAUCGACCGCAAGGGGUACACACCAGGUGAAGUAAUCCCCGUUUUCGCUGAGAUCGACAACGGCUCCACUCGUUCGGUGCUGCCACGGGCAGUCGUGGUCCAGACACAGACCUUCAUGGCACGAGGUGCCCGCAAGCAGAAGCGCACAGUGGUGGCCAGUCUCUCGGGCGAGCCUGUAGGCCCUGGGCGGCGGGCGCUAUGGCAGGGCCGGGCACUUCGGAUCCCUCCUGUGGGCCCUUCCAUUCUGCACUGCCGCGUGCUGCAUGUGGACUACGCUCUCAAGGUCUGCGUGGACAUCCCAGGCACAUCCAAGCUGCUCCUGGAGCUGCCGCUGGUCAUUGGCACUGUCCCCCUUCACCCUUUCGGCAGCCGCUCAUCCAGCGUGGGCAGCCACACCAGCUUCCUAUUGGACUGGGGUCUGGGGACCCUGCCAGAGCGGCCUGAGGCCCCUCCUGAGUACUCUGAGGUAGUGGACAAUGUGGCAGCUACAGGGCAGAGUCCCUUCCCACUGCUUCGGGACUCCAACAUGAGCCUUGAAAGCCCCUUCUUCGCCUAUAUCCAGGAGUUCCGCUACCGCCCGCCACCCCUGUACUCUGAGGAGGAUCCAAACCCACCCUCCGAGGCCAUGAGGCCACGCUGCAUGACCUGCUGAGUGGACGUGGAUACCUAGAGGGACAAAGUUGCACAUGUGCUUCCAGCCACCAUGGACCUGGGAAGUGGCUGGGUCAAGAGCAGACCAGCCUGGCUGUGCUGAAGUUGGGGAAACCAAGUCUCAGAACAGGGCAGGGCUGUUCUGACAUCGCACAGGACAAAGGAAGAGCCAGUCUGGGACCUGACUUAUCUGGACUGGGCCUUGUAAGGCAUCAAAUGCCUGGUGUAGGACCUGAGAGACUGCUCAAGCUGUCUAUGUUGACCUGUGGACAGGGCUAGGGUUCCCCAGGAGCCUCCAGUCUGAGAGAGACAGCCAGACAUAAAUAAUUCCAGUCCUGUGGCUCCAGAGGAAGCAGAGGAGGCUUCCUAGAGGAAAGGGCAUUUUAGCUGAGGCUUUGGCAUAUGAAUAGGAGCUCAGCAGGCAGGUAAGGAAGGAGAAGUCAGAGAAGGUUCAGAGCUGAGUGAUGUUUGGAGACUGCCCCCUUCAUCUUAGAACUGGGGCUCAGAGGGCAAGUGCCUCAGUUGAGGUCACACUGGUCCAGCAGGUGAGAGGGCCCAGGAACAAGGCAUUCAGGGAAACAAGUCGUGGGAGCUUUGCGAGGCCUGUGGGCUGCAGGGGCAGCAGAUCCAGCCUUUGAAGCCUCUGAAAGCUGGAGAUUCUUGCCCUAGACUGGGACUAUCUGGGGCCUCCUUCAGGUACUGCAGACACAGAGCUGCCUGGGUGCUAUAUGGCCUGGAAAGCCAGAUUCAGUGGGGGCCCUACAAGACCAGCUACAUAACUUGCAAAAGAAAAUGUGGGGCCCUUGUUCAAGGGUUAUCAAAAAUUUCAAGAUAGUAACAGCAGAACAUUUAACCAGGCCCUGGGGACAGAGGUCAGCCUGUGGUGACACAGCAGGGCCAGUGUGUUUCUGGAGAACCCUGUGUUUGGAAGGAUAAAGUGGGAGGGGGCAGCUGGGCAAGCCCCCAACUGCAGAGUCCCAGCCCUGACUAGGGCAGAACUUCUGCCUGGGACUCAGCAUUUCUGAUAAGCCUUAAAUAGUUCUCUUUUGUACAAUUAUUUUUCAAAAAUAAAAGUGUGGAAGACGAGA
Hipposideros armiger (great roundleaf bat) is the source of this 3056-nucleotide messenger RNA. RefSeq names its product arrestin domain containing 2 (gene ARRDC2). Bases 293 to 1969 code for a protein of 558 amino acids. The transcript has 9 exons. Gene Ontology annotation, cellular component: cytoplasm; plasma membrane. NCBI's taxonomy places the organism in Eukaryota, Metazoa, Chordata, Mammalia, Chiroptera, Hipposideridae. Gene Ontology annotation, biological process: protein transport. The record is from RefSeq and is a predicted model, not a curated record.